Messenger RNA from Anopheles bellator, 1932 nucleotides. Its product is annotated as glutathione synthetase-like. The coding region runs from base 157 to 1755 and encodes 532 amino acids. The record is from RefSeq and is a predicted model, not a curated record. Gene Ontology annotation, biological process: glutathione biosynthetic process. The transcript has 7 exons. Gene Ontology annotation, molecular function: ATP binding; glutathione synthase activity; glutathione binding. Gene Ontology annotation, cellular component: cytosol. NCBI's taxonomy places the organism in Eukaryota, Metazoa, Arthropoda, Insecta, Diptera, Culicidae.
UGUGUCGCGUGUGCAGCGUAACUGGAAAGCUGUGCUGUUAUCUUAUCAGCAAAGAAACGGUUGUCCAUGCCCUUCUGCCUUUGUGCUGCAAGAGACUGUGUAUGACUGAAGUGAAAACUUGGAAGACCAAAUUUAACAAAUAUCAGCCUCACCAUAAUGAGCCACUUAAGUACACCGACGCUCGAAUCGUGCGUUCCGCUGCCGUUGGAUGACGUACUGCUCACCGAUGUGAUCGAGAAGGCGAAAGAUUGGGCCAUAAUGCACGGGGCUGCGAUGCGUUCGAAGCAAAACUUUAAUCCGGAUGGAGUACAGUUCGCUCCGUUCAUUCUAACACCGUCCUCGUUUCCGCGUGUGGAAUUCCUGAAAGCAGUCCGUCUGCAGCCGCUGUUGAACGAACUGAUCCAUGCCGUCGCGCACGAUAGCAAAUUUUUACUCGACACUCUUAAAUCGACGGAACAAGUGGACGAGUUCACUCGUGAGUUGAUCAGUAUUUAUCGGAAGGUGCUGGCGGAAGGGAUUACGCAGCCGCUUAGCCUUGGGUUGCUUCGAUCGGACUUGAUGCUGGAGACACGGUGCGACAACGAAUGCCGGGAACGACUGCGACCGUUUAACGCUUACUGCUGCUGGAAGCAGGUGGAGAUUAACACGAUCGCGUCCGGUUUCGGCCAUCUAGGACCCUCAAGCAAGCUCGCACUGCUCCGGUCCGACUAUUUGCCCAACUUAUCUGAAGCUAUCAAGCAGGUGGAGAUAAAUACGAUCGCCUCCAGCUUUGGUGGCAUUUCCACCAACAUAAAACCGAUGCAUAGCUACGUUCUCAGCGAGCUUGGCUACCAGGAUAAAGUAGCGAAUUUACCCGAAAACAUGGCCCUGUCGGGAUUAUGCGAUGCAAUGGUGGAAGCCUGGAAACUGCAGAACUGCCCGACAUCACACAUUCUAUUCGUUGUCGAAAACGUCACGUACAACAUCUGCGAUCAGCGCCUUCACGAAUUUUACAUUCGAGAAAAGUACCCCCAUGUAGGCGUUGUCCGACGUACGCUAACUCAAAUACACCAAGAGGCCACGUUGGGUCCGUGCGGUCAACUGUUAACUGACGGUCUGCGAGAAGCGAGCGUCGUGUAUUUUCGAGCGGGCUACGAACCGGGACACUAUCCGAGUGGUAACGAGUGGAGUGCUCGGCUACUGAUCGAGCGGUCGCGCGCAAUCAAGUGUCCGUCGAUUCAGUAUCACCUUGCAGGUACAAAGAAGAUUCAACAGGCGCUGGCCAAGGCAGACGUGUUACGUCGGUUUGUUAAAGAGAAAGAGAAAAUUGAAGCUAUCCGCGACAUCUUCACUGGGCUAUAUUCGCUUGAUUUCGACGACGAGGGUGAUGCAGCGGUGCGUCUCGCUCUGGACAAUCCCGAGCGAUACGUGUUGAAACCACAGAGAGAAGGUGGUGGUAACAACGUCUACGGGGCAGACAUUCCGGCUACGCUCGCGGCGAUGGAGGGCGAAGAACGCUCCGCUUGGAUAUUGAUGGAACGUAUUUUUCCGCCGAUUUCGACAGGCUAUAUGAUCCGGCCGAACGGACCCAACCCUCCGCCGUUGGUGCAACUAGUUUCCGAGCUCGGUAUUUUCGGCGCCAUUAUCGGAACCAAGGAUAAAAUACUGUACAACAAACAGGUAGGCCACAUGCUCCGUACGAAGCUUUCAACAGUCAACGAAGGCGGUGUGGCUGCCGGUCUCGGAGCUCUCGAUAGUCCAUAUUUGAUUGACUAAUGUGGUGGCAACGAGCACGAUGACACACAACGAAUGAGCGAUGUGCCUUAAAUCAAUCGAAACAUUCUGAAUCAACAAGAAUUGCGUUUAUAACCUUUCUGCUACGUGGUAGGAAAAUACUGAACCUCUUCGAGGUUUUGCAUUACAUGAACAUAAACAAGGAAAUGAAUAAAAAAG